GAACCUGCUGGGCUCGUUGAGGACUCCGCCGACGCCGAGUACUUCUCGCCACCGCCGACGAAGAGGCCACGGCUCAUGUCGAAGAGCCCCGCGGAGAUGUGUUCGCCGUUGUACACGCCCACGCCGAUCACCGAGCAGGACACGCCUCUGCCCAAGCACAUGUCGACCUUGACGCCCAUGCAGAUCGUGGACGUUUCAAUGGACGACGAGAAAGUGCUCAUGCCAGAAGUUGCAGUACUUGUUCCCGCGGCGCCUGCGGUCCCUGGUGAAACCUCCAGCUCCGAGGACUCGUUGAUUGGUGGCGGCGCGCCCGACGACUCAAUUCCCGAGACUGAGAUGGUGGAGUUCGCUCGUUGGCUCAAGAUUCAGGGCUAG
Molecule: messenger RNA, 375 nt
Organism: Prorocentrum cordatum
Lineage: Eukaryota; Dinophyceae; Prorocentrales; Prorocentraceae
Source: the annotation of a GenBank genome assembly